Sycon ciliatum is the source of this 2012-nucleotide messenger RNA. Its product is annotated as 26S proteasome regulatory subunit 7. Gene Ontology annotation, biological process: proteasome-mediated ubiquitin-dependent protein catabolic process. The coding region runs from base 106 to 1404 and encodes 432 amino acids. Lineage: Eukaryota; Metazoa; Porifera; Calcarea; Leucosolenida; Sycettidae. Gene Ontology annotation, molecular function: proteasome-activating activity; ATP hydrolysis activity; ATP binding. The transcript is spliced from 14 exons. The record is from RefSeq and is a predicted model, not a curated record. Gene Ontology annotation, cellular component: proteasome regulatory particle, base subcomplex.
GCCUAGUUUUGAACUGACCUGCAAAUUUGUUGUUGUUCUGUGAAAGCAGUUCAACAGUUUUUCUGUUGUGGGUUUGGAAUAAGCUGUGCCACAGCGCCAGCAAAGAUGCCGGACCAUUUAGGAGAUGAUAUGAGAAAGGUGAAGGAUGAUGGCGAGAAAGAAGUCAUCAAAGCGUUGGAUGAGGGUGAUAUCGCCAUAUUGAAAACAUACGGUGUUGGUGCGUAUGACCAGCAGUUGAAAUCAACUGAGGAGGACAUCAACAAUACUUUGAAGAGAGUGAAUGAGCUGACAGGUGUGAAGGAGUCUGACACUGGACUGGCACAUCCUGGAAUGUGGGACUUGUUUUCCGAUAAAAUGUCAAUCACAUCAGAACAGCCCCUGCAGGUGGCUCGGUGCACUAAGAUUAUCAAUGCCGACACAGAUGAUGCAAAGUACAUUAUCAAUGUCAAGCAGUACGCAAAGUUUGUUGUGGAUUUAGCGGAUAAAGUGGCACCCACUGAUAUUGAAGAGGGCAUGAGAGUAGGUGUUGACCGCGACAAGUAUCAGAUUCACAUUCCCCUGCCUCCCAAGAUUGACCCAACGGUCACCAUGAUGCAGGUGGAGGAGAAACCUGAUGUUACCUAUGCCGAUAUCGGUGGCUGCAAGGAACAGAUCGACAAGAUGAAAGAGGUUGUGGAAACCCCUUUGCUACAUCCGGAACGGUUCAUCAAUCUUGGUAUCGAUCCACCGAAAGGCGUCUUGCUUUAUGGACCGCCUGGUACAGGAAAGACCCUGUGCGCUAGAGCUGUGGCCAACCGUACCGAUGCCUGCUUCAUCCGAGUCAUUGGCUCUGAGCUGGUGCAGAAAUACGUUGGCGAGGGUGCUCGGAUGGUGCGCGAAUUGUUUGAGAUGGCUCGCACUAAGAAGGCAUGCAUCAUUUUCUUUGAUGAAAUUGACGCAAUUGGCGGUGAACGUGUGGAUGAAGGUGAAGGCGGUGACAAUGAAGUGCAGCGUACUAUGCUGGAGUUGAUUAAUCAGCUCGACGGCUUUGAUGCUCGAGGAAACAUCAAAGUCCUGAUGGCAACCAACAGACCUGAUACCUUGGACCCUGCAUUAGUUCGACCUGGUCGUCUAGAUCGGCGGAUAGAAUUUGGCCUUCCGGACCUGGAGGGAAGAGCACACAUAUUCAAAAUCCACGCCCGUAGCAUGAGUGUGGAGCGUGGCAUUCGUUACGACCUUCUUGCUCGCCUCUGCCCGAAUUGCACCGGUGCUGAACUUCGCAGUGUGUGCACAGAGGCAGGCAUGUUUGCAAUCCGUGCCCGAAGAAAGGUGGCAACAGAAAAAGACUUCCUAGAUGCUGUACAGAAGGUGAUCAAGUCCUAUGCGAAGUUCAGUGCCACGCCUCGCUACAUGACUUACAACUAAGCAUGUAUGCCUUCACGUACAGUGUGCUGCUGCUUGUGUAGGUUGGUGAGUGUGUGUGUGUGUGUGUGUGUGCGCGUGUGUGUGCGCGUGUGUGUGUGUGUGUGUGUGUGUGUGUGUGUGUGUGUGCGUGUCCAUGCAUACUGGUUUAUGUACAUGUGUAUAUGUAACUUUUGAUAAGCUGAGCCAAUCAGUCUUGCUGCACGUUUCAACAUUCAUGUUUGCACUGGCUGUAGUACUUUGCGCAAUUCGUUUCACCAUGCAGUUUUGAUAGAGGCUUUCUGCCAUUCCGGAUUCGGCAUGGUGCACAUACUUCCUUCAUGCAGAAUUCCAACAAUCUUAGUCAUAUUUUUAAAUCUCCGUGUCAUUAAUAUUACAGCCAGUGCUUCAUUUCGCUUUUUUUCAUCAUCAUCUUCGCCACAUAUGUACAUACCCUUGUAUUCAGGUCUUUAUAUCUUUACGGAUAUUCGUUGCUGUUGAUUUUCCACGUGUUAUGCAGUACCCAUGUAGAAACAGCGAGCACCCAUACUGUAUCUUUUGAUGUUUUGUGGGCCCAUGGGUCUCAUACUUCUACUAGCACAAUAUCCCGCCGGAGUGCGCUAUGACUUCGA